AUGAAGACCUCUAGCAUUCUUUCCUCCAUCGCCCUUGCCUGCGUGGCAGCAGCUGCACCGUCUUCGGACUAUGGAAGUUGGGGGAACGGCGGAAAGGGUGGCAAUGACGGGAAAUGUGUGUCCCAGGACCAGGCUACCAAGAUUGUCCAUGACUACGCCUUCUUCCUCGCCCACGCCGACCCCAACCAGCUUGCGCAAGCCAACGCGACAGCUCAAAGAAUCCUCGCGGACGACUUCACUGAGCAGUCCGACUCCAUCAACGGCUUCCUGGGCCUCAAGCCCGGUGACCUCACUUUCCCCAACAAGCAGGGAUACAUCAGCGAGGUCUUGACCCAGCCACCCGUGAUUGGAAUCACCGACCUUCAGCUCAUCCCCUUCAACUGCAACCAGGUCCUCUGGUACUGGAAGUUCGACAACCCGGGCAACUUCAACGCCCCGCAAGCGCCCCAGCCUGUUCAGGGCAUGAACAUCUUCGACAUCAACGACAAGGGUCUCAUUGAGCACGUCAACGUUGAGUUCAGCGUCUUCUUUUACGUCGACUUUGGAUUCAACGUCUCUGGCUUCCGCGGCCCCAUCACAGGUGUGAACCCAUAA
Molecule: messenger RNA, 594 nt
Organism: Fonsecaea pedrosoi CBS 271.37
Lineage: Eukaryota; Fungi; Ascomycota; Eurotiomycetes; Chaetothyriales; Herpotrichiellaceae
Exons: 2
Coding region: 1-594 (197 amino acids)
Source: RefSeq, a predicted model, not a curated record